Molecule: messenger RNA, 4590 nt
Organism: Etheostoma spectabile (orangethroat darter)
Lineage: Eukaryota; Metazoa; Chordata; Actinopteri; Perciformes; Percidae
Exons: 6
Coding region: 1010-4288 (1092 amino acids)
Source: RefSeq, a predicted model, not a curated record
UAGCUCUCCGUCAUCCUGCUCUGUGAGCGCACCGGAGGCUACUGCGGUAAGAUGCGGCGACGCACGAUGCCGAGCGGUGGAUGACAUGAUGCGCAAUGGCCGAACGAGUGGGGGUGGGGGGUGGGGGGACACGGAAAUAAGAUUCACUGCGUGGUGUUCAGAUCUAUUUUAGACGAUGGGACAGAAGUGAAUGCAUGGUUCGCUCAUUUGCAGUGGUGUAGCGCCAGUGUGUGCAGGCCGAUUGGAAGGAUGUGGCGGCGCUGAUCCCACCAAAGGACGCUCCACAGCCCGGGGACGGUUGUGUAAAGGCUUCGUCAGUAAACAACAAGGAAGCACAAAGACAUUAAGUAAAGGACACUUAAUUCAGAGACUGGACCGGAGACACCGAGGCAUCGAAUGAGCUAAGGAACAAGCAAACCUUUCAUCGGGGCAUCCCUUUCAGGACAUAGGCUGGGGACAGUGGUUUUCCAGGUGGUUGUAUGACAGCUGAGUCAGUCCUCAUUGAGAAAGCCUGUCCGACAGAGAGGGCAGUGAAGCAGGCAUCUUUUCACUUCUCACUAUUCUCUCUAUGAUCUGCGCUGACAGCUGGACGUCUGACCUGGGCGUUCCUUUUCUUCGUCAGGAGACUCUCAAAGUGAAGGAGCGAUUAAGGGGAAACAGAAGCACAACUACAUCACGCUGUCAGGAAAACAACCCAUUCUAUUUUUGUCUUAGUGUCCAAAAACUCAGAUGUCGUUAGAAUGAACUGAGUCAGCUCUCUCUUGCAGUGUCAAGUAAAUAUAUUCUCCCUUGUCAGAAUGAAUCAAUAAGACAUUCUCAAGCGUAUUUCAACUACUGCGUAAUGCUUUUUUUCCAAACUGUGAUCUUUUUACAUUUGAGCUUUCCACGCUCUGAAUCAAGAAUAGACUCUUGAUAGGGCCAGCGUUCCCACUUACAAAUGAGAAUUCAACCAGACCCGACAGGCUGCAUUUUAGCAAAGUAUAAGCGAGGACGAACCAAUAAAACAUAAAUGAGGCCAACAACAAGCACCAUGCUCCAGCAGAAUAACAACAACAACUACCCCUGCCUGAAUGUGUCGGGCUCCACCCGGGAAAUGCUCCAGAAGUGCUCCAGAGCCUCUCUGCCCUUCCCCAGCCGACUGGAGCUGGGCCUGGGAGACCUGCCGCUGAUCCGGGGCCUCCGAGCCUGGGCCCUGUGCUCCAAGAGUCGCCGAAAGGCUGGUGGUAUGCUGGGAGGAGGACAAGCCCCCACAGCUCCUCCUGCGGUCCGCGGGGGUUCGACUUCCUGCCCCAGGCCUGCAGAUGUGUACCUGAGCGGGGAGUGGGGUCGCAUGGGGUACGGGCUUCCCUUGGGACUGGAUGCCAGGCAGGCUGGGAUCGGAGCUUUGGUAACAGUUGCCACUCUGAAGACCUCAGAGGGCAGUGGGAAGACCCAAACUCAAUGCCUCUUCCUCCGGACUGAGAAAGGGAGCUGUUUGUACUCCACAGCUAAGCCCAGUUCUGGUGUGACUAACAGUGCCGCCUCCAGCGUGGUUGGUGGAUGGCUGAGAGGGAAGACAGGAGGAGGAGGAGGAGGCAGAGACAUCCCAACCGGGAGAAGGGACAAUGGGCCAACUCCGCCAGCACAUACCGGAGUAAACCGGGUUAGGGUGCGAUCAGGCCGGAGAUGGAGGAAGUCCAGUAAUGCAGCAGCACGGGAGAAAACAGGCUUGAGCAGAGAGAGGCAUCAGAGUAGCAGGGAGGAUCCUGCCGGAGAAAUCCCUCUGGAAGAAAGGCAGGAAGAGCGAGACAAAGGAGGCCUGGCCAGUAAACAGUUUCCCAGCCCGCAGCAGGACAGCAGGAGAGCCAGACAGGAGAAAGAGGGAGCAUGCAGAAGUCCUAGAUGCUGCCACAAUGCUUCUCUCAAAACCUGUACUCAGUGUGGGAGGAAAGCACAGAGGAGGGAAAGCCAGGAUCAACACGAGGGAGGUGAAAGUCCAAGAAGAGGCAUCUCCAACAGGCUGAAUAGUGAGGUGAAAGGAAUGAGGAAGGAGAGGCAAAAUAACGAGGAGGAGGAGGAGGAAGGCCUCUGCACAUUAGAGUCAUCUAACUCUGUUUUGGCUGUGCCAAACCCUGACCUAGAAUUGAACCACUUUCCCCCAGAAUCUCACAGCGGCUGUGAUGUUGAAGCGAUUAGAGAAGCCGAGAGCAACGAGGAGCUAAAGAUACAAACCUCUCUCGGCAAGGACGACUAUUCAGAGAGAGGGGAGGAUACAAACUCUGAGGUUAGGAAAAUACAUGGCGGAUUUUAUGAUUUAAUUCAUGGCCACUCUGGACCGGUGACAGAUGACUUCACAUCAAGACAUACCAGAUAUUGUGACAGAACACAAAGUGUAAAAGAAGUAAUAGCAGCUAAUGUUAAUGGAUUUUCUGAUCACGUUGAUGCAGUUCAAGAAUCAGAAAAAAAAAUGGAGAGUAUAGAUGUUGAAGAGGAGGAAGGGAGCUUCAAUCAGACACCUGCAGGAUUCUCGGUUGUAUCUGACUGCUAUGAGGACGUCUCUGUCUCCACCUGCCCUGCCCUCAUCAGCACUGCAGUCUCCCCUGAGCACUCUGCCGCUGUAGAGGGCAGCAACUGCAAUGCUGACCGUGACACUUGUGGUGGUUGGAGAGACCAAGAGAGCAGCAGAGAAGAUUCCCUUGAGGGGUCUCAACAAGGGGUUGCAUACCCAGGGACUAUUACGGGUAAAGAAGAACUGGAUAUAAGCAGAUUUGAGCAACAAGAGCUGAACUGUGUGGCUGAUGAGGACAACACUGGGAGCGAGAACAAAAACAGAAAACCUCUGUUGUUCUUUCAAUCUGUGGGAAAAGGCAAAGAGCUGGAGAAGAGAGAAGCUCCAUCAUCGCCUCUCAGACACGUAGCUCCUACCAUUUUUGAGACAAACAGCAGAAACGUUACAGAAAACAGUUGCCACCGUUGUAUAACGGAGCGUAAUGGAGCAGAGCGAAGAGGUGAGCUAGUGUGGGAUGUUAGAGAAGAGGAGUCACAGGAGGAGAAUAUAGGGGAGAGAGUAAAUCCUAGGGAAGGGGAUGAAGCCGGGGAGAUUUGGAGAAGGGAGUGCACCUGCAACGAGCCGGGCGAUGGAGAGGGUAAAGGCAAUGACGACAAAGAACGACUCCCUGAGUGUGACUUGAAAGAUAGUACCAUACAGGAUAAUGACGAAGAAGUAACGAAAAACUGUGCAUUAAAAGACAACUGCGGGUCUGCAGAGGGAUGCAGUGGAAGGAGGAAAGAGGUUGGAGCCACCUGUGGACAAACAAGCAUCAGCCAUGUUGAAGCGAGCGGAGAGACCAGCACCAACGUCACAAAUGUUGCUUGUGCUGAUCCUUCCACCUCUCUUGCACACUCCCUGGCUAAUCCUGCCCCUUUGUUGCCUCUCCUGGGAUCCAUGGCAACAUUCCUGCCCCGUCUGGAGACGGAAGAGAAAGAGGCGAAGGAAGGGGUCGGCGUGCCAGCAGGAGACUUAAAAGAAGGCCAGGAAGGGAAGAGGAGGCUCGGGAGACAGGUGGAAGAGCUGGGCGAGGAGGCGAGGGGCUCCACCGUGGCCACUGACGAGGGGAGGAAAGAGGAGGAAGACAAGGAGGAAGAUGAGUUUGGAGUAUUCAUGCAGGCGGAGGGAGAGCAAGCCUGCAGCGAGGGAUACACCAUGUCUGCCUCAGUGCCUUGUGGGAGUAGAGAAAGUGUUGCACUUGGAAACCACGCCAUCACCGGGGAGUCGACCCACUGGACGCCAGGCUGGACAGACAGCUCCUUCCGCCAAUCAGACGACACCUGGACAGCUUUUCCUCAGGAUUGGUCAGAUGAAGGCCGAGACAUGGUGGGACAGUGGUGGCCAACCAGCGCCGUGGAGGAGAGCAGAAACAGCCUCUCGGCCAAUCAGAAUCUGGCGGCUGUCUUUGCUGAAGCCUUCCCCUCGCCUGCUUCAUCUUCCAGUGACCCCUGUGAUCACGAUACUGUUCCCACACUGACCAAGCUCCUCAGGGGCAGAACCAGCCAGGACCAGGGGCUGUUAGACAGUUACCAUGACUUGAACAAAAUGAUAUGCCAGAGAUACAAGAGAGAGAGUGGCGUGUCUCGUGAGCUGCUGCUGAGGACUUUGCACCUGGAGCAGCCGCACACUGAAAGCAGACCUGCCCCCUGGACAUCCAAUCGCCGUCUCUCCCCGGGCCUCCCCUCGGCCAAUCAGCAUGCUCAGAAUGCUGCCGCUAAGCGACGGCUGUCCUAUGACUACAACAGAAACAUCAUGGAGUAACUGUGCGGGUUCAGCUGUGGUUGGACUGGGAUUGAUCAGCGUUUUUCUGAAGAACUGCAGGUUUUGACCCCACCAGGGCACAACAGACCAACAGCAGGUUUCUCAAGACUCUGGACUGACAACAUGUGUACUGUCUGCAGUCCAACACUGAUGCAUACCCUCCCUGGCUCAUUAAGCCUGAGCCGCAGAGAAGCCGUACCCUGGAUGAAAAUGGAGUGACGCUUGUGUUUCAGAUCUUGUCUACUCCAGCUCCUGUAGACGGGGGAGUGUUUCCAUUACACGUGUGCCACUUGUCUCCCCCC